AUGGAGGUUGCGAAUGGAAGCUCGGCGGCUCAGGGCCAGGAUGGUACGGCAGGCCAAGCUGAAGGAUACAAGCUCAAAUUCUGCACCGUCUGCGCGAGCAACAACAACAGAUCCAUGGAAGCCCAUCUCCAACUUUCGCUGGCAAAAUACCCUGUCAUCUCAUUCGGGACCGGGUCUCUCGUGCGCCUACCCGGCCCGACCAUCACCCAACCCAACGUUUACCAUUUCAACAAAACUUCGUAUGACAGCAUGUACAAGGAGCUUGAGGCCAAGGAUUAUCGGCUUUACAAGAAUAACGGAAUCCUGAACAUGCUGGGCAGGAACCGUGGUGUCAAAUGGGGACCAGAGCGGUGGCAAGACUGGCAAGUUGGUGUGCCUCGCCUCCAGCAUUCCAAAGACAGCGGCAGUGAAGGCACCGAGGGCGGCCUGGUUGACGUAGUCAUCACCUGCGAGGAACGAUGCUGGGAUGCUGUCAUUGAUGACUUGCUCAACCGAGGCUCACCGCUCAACCGACCAGUGCAUGUCAUCAACGUCGAAAUCAAAGAUAAUCACGAAGAAGCUGCCAUCGGUGGGCAAGGCAUUUUGGAUCUCGCCAAUUCCCUCAAUGCCGCCGCAGCAGAAGAGCGAGACGCUGUAGGUGCGACCACAUUCGACAUUGGCAGUGCGGCAAGCAGGGCCACGUUUGAUGAGCGAGUGCCAGAUGUUCUGGCAUCCUGGCAAGAAAGAUGGCCCAACCUGCCAGCAACUUGGACUGUAGCUUGGUUUUAA
This is a messenger RNA of Ilyonectria robusta, 768 nucleotides long. RefSeq names its product RNA polymerase II subunit A C-terminal domain phosphatase SSU72. The transcript is spliced from 2 exons. NCBI's taxonomy places the organism in Eukaryota, Fungi, Ascomycota, Sordariomycetes, Hypocreales, Nectriaceae. Gene Ontology annotation, cellular component: mRNA cleavage and polyadenylation specificity factor complex; nucleus. Gene Ontology annotation, biological process: termination of RNA polymerase II transcription. The coding region runs from base 1 to 768 and encodes 255 amino acids. The record is from RefSeq and is a predicted model, not a curated record. Gene Ontology annotation, molecular function: RNA polymerase II CTD heptapeptide repeat phosphatase activity.